AAGCCGGAAUACAGUGAAGGAAACAGAACUAGAACGAAAACAUGGACGCAAAAAUAUUCUGCUUGCUCCUGUUCGUUGCUUGCGCCUAUGGCUCAUUUUUGCCAUCUCUCCCGUCCCUCUCGUCCGCUGCGAAACCGUUCACGGACGCAAUUGGUCAGGGCGAAUCGGCAAUUUCCGGUUUAUUAGGUGGCAAACACGACAAGCCCAGCCAUGAAUCUGACGACAAGUCCAGCGAUGACUCUGACGAGAAAUCUAAGAAAUCAGAGGAACAUUCCAAGAAAGAGGAGAAGGAAGUGCAAAAACUGGUGAAACAAUUGGCACAUGUAACGGAGAAGCUACUUCAUUCCGCCAAUCUGGAAGACCACCAGACGAAGAAUCUCUUGUUCUCCAUCAAUGCAUUGGUCCAACAGUUGGAGAGGCUGGCGAAGAUCGGCGAGUUGAAAGAAAGGAAUCGCAGAGGACUCGAGGACUUAGUGGGAUCCGCGUUGAGCGCGUUUUCUCCGAGCGGUGGAAAGUCCGGCAAGAAUGAUAAAGAAGUGGAAAAACUGACGAAGGAAUUGCAAAAGAUCACGGAAAAACUGAUCGACGCCGUCGGCAAGGACAACAUCCAGGCGAGGAACAUCUUGCUGUCCCUCAAGGGAUUGGCCGACCAAUUGUCGAACUCCAGCGGAUUGACAAGUAAAGCGGCUACAGACUUCAGCGGGUUGGUAGAUAAAGUGCCUGGAGAAAUCAGCAAGUUGGUAGAUAAAGCGCCUGCAGAAUUCAGCGGGUUGGCAGAUAAAGUGCCUGGAGAAAUCAGCAAGUUGGCAGAUAAAGUGCCUGGAGAAAUCAGCAAGUUGGUAGAUAAAGUGCCUGCAGAAAUCAAAGGGUUGAAAGAUAGAGUGCCUAGAGAUCUCAGCGACAUUACGGGAUCCGUGUCGAGCCUGCUCGGCCAGAACGGCUUCUCGGAGCUUCUCAACGUGGUCCCGCUCGGCAGCAACCUGACCUCGAUCCUCUCCAAAGUCGACUUCAGCAAGGUGACCGAAGUGCCGAAGAUUCCCUCGCUGCAGGACGUGGAGAAGUUGCCGGUCCUUCCAGGCCUCAGAGAGAACAUCCUGUACGCUAGGAACCUGACCAGGCUCGCAUUGGGUGGCAUAGGCCAAUCGGACUUGCCCACUGUCAUCCAAAAGGCAACGGAGAGGGCAAUUCACAAUAUCGUCCCGGUCGCCGCACUCACUGCUUUGCUAUCCACUAUCUUGCACAUUUACUACGACAUCGCAGUUAAUAGCCCAUUGUACGUAGUCGGCGCGGCUGUUCUUCAGGACGGAUUAGUUACCAUAGCCGCUGUCGUCAAGAGCGUAAUCAGUGUUGUAGCCAAUGAUAUCAAGAAUAUUGUUGGUUCCGUUAGCGGUUAAUUCGAUUUUCAUUAGAUAAGAUUUUAAAAAGCGAUUGAUAACCGAUACAUUUUCUUACAAUUAGAUGAAAAUAUAGAUUGAUAUGAAAAAUGUUUGUCCUGAAUUAAUCCUUUUUUAAAAGCAUACUAUCCAUUAUUACAUCGAUUUUGCAUCGACAUGCUAGAAAUUUGAGGAUAGUAUGCAAAAAAUAUCAAAAUGUUCAGCCAAUAAAAUAAAUUAUUAUCCAGACUGCAUUUUA
Molecule: messenger RNA, 1632 nt
Organism: Ceratina calcarata
Lineage: Eukaryota; Metazoa; Arthropoda; Insecta; Hymenoptera; Apidae
Exons: 2
Coding region: 42-1394 (450 amino acids)
Source: RefSeq, a predicted model, not a curated record